This is a messenger RNA of Pseudocercospora fijiensis CIRAD86, 1101 nucleotides long. RefSeq lists its product as uncharacterized. The coding region runs from base 1 to 1101 and encodes 366 amino acids. Lineage: Eukaryota; Fungi; Ascomycota; Dothideomycetes; Mycosphaerellales; Mycosphaerellaceae. The transcript is spliced from 7 exons. The record is from RefSeq and is a predicted model, not a curated record.
AUGCUGCAACCCAUCGUCAGCCGAGCCCCUUCUGCUCAGCAUCGUGCUCAUCGAGUCUUCCAAAACCUCCGACCCGGCGACAUGGAAGUGGAGAAGACUGGCCGCGUCUUGUGGAAGACUUGGAGAGCAAGAGCUUUGCAGAUUCGGAACACCGACAAGGACAAAGGCGCUGAGCAUGAUGCAACCCAAAACACGCUCAUGCACCACUUCGCUAUGGAAAGCGAAGCGGACGUCCUCAAUCUACUGACACUGCCUGGAGAGCCGCUUCACGGCACCAGGAAGUUUACAUACAGACGUAUACCUCGCCUGGCCAACACCAUAAAUCAGCAGUCUCACGAUAACGAGGAUAAUUUCAUGUGCCUUCCUACGCGCGUGUAUUAUCCGGUUUGCACCGAUAUGAUCGUUGGGCACGAGCUUCUACAGCCAGGUUUGGAGGCGUUUGCCGAGUUCGACUGCGAGACUUUCCCCCCACAUACCUUCUCGCCGGACACAAGACGAACAGAGUCUCAACUUACGGCUCGUAGACUUUGCAGGAGGCCGAAACUUCAACCCUGUCAGGGAUCAGCAACCAUGUCCACUGUCGGUGCGAGUUCAGCUGUGGGAAUCCCCACGCUUUGCGGGAAGCUAAGCGGGUCCUGGGACUCGUACGCUGUAACACCGGAGGAGUUCACGAGCCGGCCAGUAUUUUCGCCAAGAUCCUCACACGGCCUGGCAGCCUUCACUGUCAUCGCAGCACGCGCAUACCCAUUCUUCGAAGAAAAGAGGAACAUACAGGUAACGGGCGUGAGGCAAAAUUCAUGGUGGUGGAUGUCUGUGGCUAUCUCGAUCUACACCAGGAAGACAGGUGCUACCUGCCUUGUCUUUCGAGGAGGACCACCAACGUCUCCGCAACACCCAGAAUUUGAACCUUUACAGUACCUGGUUCGAGUCAAAGAUGGAUCGCUUCCAUCCAUCAUCCCGGACCCAGUGGAUCACACACGACGAUUUGCCCAAUUCAAUGUUCGAAAGGGCCAAUUGCUUCGCUACUCCGCGUACACUCAACCAGAUUGGCUGGAAGAAAUGCCGCAAGUGACGAGCCGUUCAGGUGAACAUGACCGCUGA